AUGUCCUCCAAGGAUCCAUCAUCGCACUUCAACAAUGAAGUCGACGAAGCAUCGCGUCCCGACAACCUCGACCAUGACCCCCUGACCGCGCCGCUCAAGCGCAAGCUGCACUCGCGGCACCUACAGAUGAUCGCGAUCGGCGGAAUCAUCGGCCCGGGUCUCCUCGUCGGGUCCGGAAAAGCGUUUAGCGAGGGCGGUCCUGCCGGUGUUCUGAUCAGUUUUUCGCUGGUUGGGAUUAUUGUGUAUUUUGUCAUGCAAGCACUCGGCGAAAUGGCCACCGCCAUCCCCGUCACAGGCUCAUUCACCGAAUACGCCCAGCGCUUCGUCGACGACUCGCUGGCGUUUGGGCUCGGGUGGGCUUAUUGGUAUCUUUGGGUUACGGUCCUCGCAAACGAAUACAACGCCGUCUCCCUCGUCAUCAUGUACUGGACCGACGCCGUCCCGCAAUGGGCCUGGAUCCUCAUCUUCUGGUUUCUGUUUCUCGGCCUGUCGAAUUUUGGGGUGCGGGAGUAUGGCGAGAUGGAGUUUUGGCUGUCGCUUAUAAAAGUCAUCGCCCUAAUCGUCUUCUUCAUCCUCGCCAUCUGCAUCAGCACGGGUGGGAUCGGCGACCAGGUCAUCGGCUUCAAGUACUGGCAUAACCCCGGUGCCUUUGCGGAUUCGAUCAAUGGCGUUGCGAGGACGUUUGUUGUUGCGGGGACGUUGUAUGCGGGGACCGAGAUGGUGGGAAUUACUGCCGGCGAAUCGAGUAACCCACAAAAAGCCGUCCCACGCGCCAUCCGGCAGGUAUUCUGGCGGAUUCUCGUUUUCUAUAUCGGAACAAUGUUCUUCAUCGGCAUAUUGAUGCCCUAUACCGAACCCCGCCUCCUCAACAGCUCCUCGUAUGGCGCAAACUCCCCGUUGACAAUCGCCCUCGCCGACGCCGGCAUCGCCCCCGCCGCACACCUCAUCAACGCCCUAAUCGUCGUCAGCGUGGUCUCCGCAGGGAUCGGGUCCCUGUACGUCGCGUCCCGGACAAUCCUCUUCAUGGCGCGUAGCGGGAAAGCACCCAAAUUCCUAGGAAGGACCAACUCGCGCGGCGUCCCCUGGGUCGCGCUCAUCUUCUCAAACAUCUUCACCUGCAUCGUCUUCCUCACACUAGGCAGCGGAGCAGGCAAAGUCUACUCGGCCCUCAUCACCUUGUCCGGGGUCGCAACCUUCCUCGUCUGGACCUCCAUCUGCAUAGCACACAUCCGCUUCCGCCGCGCACUGGCCGUCCAAAACCAGCCCGUCUCAUCCCUCCCCUUCCGCGCCGCGCUGUAUCCCUACGGGACGUAUUUCGCGCUGUGUACGAACAUCUUCCUCAUUUUCUUCCAGGGCUACACGGCGUUUCUGAAUCCGUUCUCCGCGGAGGAUUUUGUCAUCAAUUAUAUCCUCCUCCCGGUGUUUGUGGGCUUUGUAGUUGGGUGGAAGGUUUGGCAUCGCACGCGGUUCGUCAAGCUGAGCGAGAUGGAUGUUUGGAGUGGGAGGAGGGAGAGGGAGGGGGAGAGAGAGAUUGCGGAGGAUGGGGGUCCGUAUGGCGGUGGGCGGGGGAGUGGUUAUGUCGGUGGGUGGAAAGAGGGGAAUGGGUGGAGAGGUAGGGCUUGGAGGGCUGUUGUUGGAUAG
Molecule: messenger RNA, 1641 nt
Organism: Aspergillus calidoustus
Lineage: Eukaryota; Fungi; Ascomycota; Eurotiomycetes; Eurotiales; Aspergillaceae
Source: the annotation of a GenBank genome assembly